AUGACCUCCCGACUAGCGCCCAGACUACUAGCCUCUGCAUCACAGCUCCUAUCAUGCUCCAAAAUCAGACCCAUGCCACUAAUCCGACAUCAAUGUCGAAAUCGAUAUCAAUCCACCGUGUCCACCCCAGACUCCUAUAAGAUCAACGGUCUCACCUAUCCUAAAGAUACAUAUUCCAAUAUCCCUUCAUCGAUCCUAGACAAGCUAGAUCGCAACCUACAUCUCCUACCUUCUCAUCCCAUAUCAAUUCUACGUCAGAUUGUCGAAGAUCAUUUCGCAAGCUAUACCCCACUAGUACCUUCCUCAGCAGUCGUAUCGGUCCAUCAGAAUUUCGAUGAACUUGGUUUCCCACCUGAUCAUCCUGGACGAAGUCUCACGGACAGCUACUAUAUAAACAACGAGUACAUGUUGAGAACGCAUACUUCAGCGCAUGAAGUUGAAAGUUAUAAAAAAGGAUUAGAUAAAUGGUUAUUAUCUGCUGAUGUCUAUCGUCGAGAUGAAAUUGAUUCCAGUCAUUAUCCAGUAUUUCAUCAGAUGGAAGGUACUCAUAUAUGGCAGAACGACGACCUACAUACUCUCCCUGCACUAAAUGCAGAACUAGAAGAAAGGUUGAAAGAGUGUAAUAUCCUUAUAGAAGAUGAAACGACAAUAUCACCUUCUAAUCCUUAUCAACCUCAUCAUGAUCCCAUACAUGCCGAACAAAUUACGAAACACUUGAAACACUCUUUAAAUUCUUUGAUAUUUAGAUUAUUCGGUCAUCAUGCCUCUAAAGCAGGUGCCGAGCCAUUGAGAGUCAGGUGGAUAGAAGCUUAUUUCCCAUUUACAACGCCGAGUUAUGAGGUUGAGGUGUACUGGAAUGGUCAGUGGUUGGAAUUGUUGGGUUGUGGAGUGGUCAUGCAGAAAACAUUGGAUCUAUCAGGCGUCUCAAACAAAUCCGGCUGGGCAUUCGGACUGGGUCUCGAGCGACUUUCGAUGGUCUUAUUCUCCAUACCUGACAUCCGACUAUUCUGGACUUCCGACCCACGAUUCUCAACUCAGUUUAAGCAAGGGGAAAUAUCAACUUUCCAACCUUAUAGUAAAUAUCCACCAUGUUAUAAAGAUAUGUCAUUCUGGUUACCAACUUCCGUGGAUGCCUCAGCGAAAGAGCACGGUGCAGCUGCAGCCGGUGGGAAAUUACCUCCAGGUGGACCAGGAGGAGGAGAAGGGAGAAAGAAGACUUUCCAUGAGAAUGAUUAUUGUGAGAUUGUUAGGGAUGUAGCUGGAGAUUUGAUUGAGAGUGUAACUUUGAUCGACGAGUUUACCCAUCCCAAGACCAAACGAAAGAGUAAAUGUUAUAGAUUAAAUUACCGACACAUGGAUCGAAAUUUAUCAAACGAAGAAGUCAACGAAUUACAGGAACAGGUACAAAAGAGGGUAGUUCAGGAGAUGGGUAUCGAAACGAGGUGA
Messenger RNA from Kwoniella botswanensis, 1446 nucleotides. RefSeq names its product phenylalanine-tRNA ligase. Gene Ontology annotation, molecular function: phenylalanine-tRNA ligase activity; ATP binding; tRNA binding. Gene Ontology annotation, cellular component: cytoplasm; mitochondrion. NCBI's taxonomy places the organism in Eukaryota, Fungi, Basidiomycota, Tremellomycetes, Tremellales, Cryptococcaceae. Gene Ontology annotation, biological process: phenylalanyl-tRNA aminoacylation. The transcript has 3 exons. Bases 1 to 1446 code for a protein of 481 amino acids. The record is from RefSeq and is a predicted model, not a curated record.